This is a messenger RNA of Aphanomyces astaci, 474 nucleotides long. RefSeq lists its product as hypothetical. NCBI's taxonomy places the organism in Eukaryota, Oomycota, Saprolegniomycetes, Saprolegniales, Verrucalvaceae. Gene Ontology annotation, molecular function: peptidyl-prolyl cis-trans isomerase activity. The record is from RefSeq and is a predicted model, not a curated record. Gene Ontology annotation, biological process: protein peptidyl-prolyl isomerization. The transcript has a single exon. The coding region runs from base 1 to 474 and encodes 157 amino acids.
AUGCAGAUCAAUUCCGCAUGGGCUCCCCUCGGCGCUGCGCAGUUCAAGCAGCUCAUCGAAGACAAGUUCUACGACAACGCAGGGUUCUUCCGGUACGUGCCCAAGUUUGUCGUGCAGUGGGGCAUCGCCGCCGACCCCAAGAACAACAAGUACACCGACAUCAAGGAUGUCAAGUGGGGCGUGGUCUCCAACACGGUCGGCACGCUCGUGUACGCGUCCGCGGGCAAUAACACCCGCACCACGCAGCUGUUUGUCAACUUUGCCAACAACUCAUUUUUGGACAAAUUUGGGUUCACACCGUUCGGCAAGGUCACGGCAGGCCUCGACAUUCUUCAAAACAAAACGUACGCUGCGUACGGCGAAGCCCCCGACCAGGACAAGAUCUACGCCGAAGGCGACGCGUACUUGAAGCGCGAGUUUCCGUUGAUCACGCACAUCAAGAAGGCGUCGCUUGUCGGCCGCCCUGGCUGCUAA